Messenger RNA from Eufriesea mexicana, 1893 nucleotides. Its product is annotated as zinc finger CCCH domain-containing protein 10. NCBI's taxonomy places the organism in Eukaryota, Metazoa, Arthropoda, Insecta, Hymenoptera, Apidae. The coding region runs from base 177 to 1463 and encodes 428 amino acids. Gene Ontology annotation, molecular function: metal ion binding; RNA binding. The transcript is spliced from 4 exons. Gene Ontology annotation, biological process: regulation of RNA splicing. The record is from RefSeq and is a predicted model, not a curated record.
CAAAAAGUGGAUGACGGGUGUUGCUUGACAUUCAUCAACACCUAUAAUUGCUCUUGCUGUUUCGCUUAGCAGACAUAUCAAUACACUGGCACCUACUACACACAUACACGUAUAACGUGUGAGUAAUAACGAUCGAUUAAGGAUUACUUACGGGGUAUAAUCGCAAUGUAUCAUCGAUGAAGAAUCUGAAAAAAAAGUCGGAUAGCGCGAGAGGUGGGCAAGUGAGUAAGACAGCAGAUGCAACGAACGUAAGCGGAGAUGCAUCACCCACCCGCGUGUGCAGAGAUUUCCUGCGAAACGUGUGCCACAGGGGUAAACGUUGCAAGUAUUUACACGAACGAUCCGAUGACGAUCCUAUAGAGGAGUACACGUUUUGUCAUGACUUUCAAAAUGGCAUGUGUAAUUGGCCUGGAUGCAAAUUUCUUCACUGCACGGAAAGCGAAGAAAAGAGAUUCAGAGCGACAGGGGAGUUACCCGCUCAUAUCUUGAGUAGGCUCAAGAAUAACAAUGAGAAAUCUGAAUAUCCGAUGUGCAAAGAUUUUAUCAAGGGCAGCUGUCAAAGGACAAAUUGUAAAUUUAGGCAUUGGAAGAACGAGGAACCACAGCAUAAUUUAAUCACAGCUUCCCAUCACAAUGUGUCCAGACCGCAGCAUAACUUCAAUGGUACUAGUAACGGUGAGAAUCGCAGAUACGAAGAGGAUAGAAACUUUCACUGGCAAAUGGAAGAUCAACACAACUUAGUCGCAAAUAAUGGUUACAAUGCAUCUUCACAACCACCUGAUUACAUAGGACCCCCUGAACCAAAGAGACGAAUAGUUUCUGGUGAAACUGUUGUUCAUUUUGAGGCUUCGCCACUUGUAGGUCAACAUACCGCGCAACCUGUCACUCCAGGAUACUACUAUCCAGUGAUACCGCGCAAUGAAGCUAGAGCAAUUGUUUUAGAAGAUGAAAAUGCAUUAUUAAGGAAAAAAAUAGAGGAAUUAAAAAAGCAAGUUAGCGAUCUAACAGCAACUAACGAGUUUCUUUUGGACCAAAAUGCUCAGUUAAGAAUGUCAGGGAAACGAACUGCAAAUGUAACAGCAGUUACUGUUCCAGCAGUUACUAUUACGAAUACCGUUCCACCAUCGCAAGCGCCGACACCUCAACAAAUGGUUAAUGCAGCAGUAGCUGCUGGUACUUUGCGUACAGUCACUGCAAGUGUUGCGACUGUUCCUGUAAGUAUAGCCACAGUUGCACCUGUUUCUAUUGCAGCGGUUUCAAUGGCACCCGUAUCAAUUCCGCCACCUAUCGUUACGAUGGCUCAGCAAACAAUUACAAUGAGUGGUUCAGGUCCACAGCCAAGUAAUCAGCAGCCACCUAAUACGCAACAACCUGCUAGUUUACCUCUUUCGAUAUCUGGUGCUACCGCGCCAUUGGUUUCGUAUCCUAUUAUGACUCAAGAACUUAGGCCUGUGUUGCAGUAAUGAAUUAUAAGUGAGAAAAGAACAUCCAAUAAUACCUCAAACAUAUAGACGAGUCAAGGAUGCUGUCUUCUGCAUUCAGUCUUUCAAAAUAAUACCUUAUUUCUACUAUUUCUUCAAAUAUAAAUGAUAAAUGCUAAAAAAUAAAAAAAAAUAGAGGAAAUAUCUGCAGUCGGUCAAAAGAAUGUUUUCUUUUAGAAAAAUACAAUGUUGGAAAUAUCACACUAAUUAAAAAACGCGACAGCCUAGAUAUUUAUGUAGGAACACAUAGAAAUUAUCGUACAGGACAAACGUAACGAUCAUGACUGUUUUUUAGCAGAAUCACUUAAACGAAAUGCCCUUGUUAUAGCUCACUAAGUUUAGUAUUUUCGUUCCUUUCAAUAAUUUACCGUGCAUAAGGUAAAUGUCAACUAUAUUAAUUUGUUAAUAUACG